This is a messenger RNA of Triticum dicoccoides, 1454 nucleotides long. RefSeq names its product GDSL esterase/lipase At4g26790-like. Gene Ontology annotation, molecular function: hydrolase activity, acting on ester bonds. NCBI's taxonomy places the organism in Eukaryota, Viridiplantae, Streptophyta, Magnoliopsida, Poales, Poaceae. Bases 92 to 1180 code for a protein of 362 amino acids. The transcript is spliced from 2 exons. The record is from RefSeq and is a predicted model, not a curated record.
CACGCCGCUCCCUCGUCCCCAUCACUCUCUGCUUACACCACUCGUACACACACUAACCACUCUGCUGCACUCGCCGCCGGUCUCCUCUCCCAUGGCGUCCGGCCAUUUCCAAGUGGAAGCGGCGCUGCUGAUGCUUCCGCUGCUAAUGCUGGUGCUCAACUCGGGCGGCAGCGGCAGCGCUGCUGGUGCGGUGGUGCCGGCGGUGAUCGUGUUCGGCGACUCGACGGUGGACACGGGCAACAACAACCAGAUCGGCGCGACGCUGCGGUCCGACUUCCCGCCCUACGGCCGCGACAUGCCGGGCGGCGCCCGCGCCACGGGGCGGUUCGGCAACGGGCGGCUGCCUCCGGACUUCAUCUCCGAGGCGCUGGGCCUGCCGCCGCUCGUCCCGGCGUAUCUCGACCCGGCCUACGGCAUCGGCGACUUCGCGCGCGGCGUCUGCUUCGCCUCUGCCGGCACCGGCGUCGACAACGCCACCGCCGGCGUCCUGGCAGUGAUCCCGCUGUGGAAGGAAGUGGAGUACUACAAGGAUUACCAGCUCCGCCUGCGCGCGUACGCCGGCGCCGAGCGCGCCCGCGCCAUCGUCCGCGGCGCGCUCCACGUCGUCAGCAUCGGCACCAACGACUUCCUCGAGAACUACUACAUGCUCGGCACGGGCCGCUUCGCCGAGUACACGGUGGCUGAGUUCUCCGACUUCCUCGUCGCCGGCGCGCGCCGCUUCCUGUCGGAGAUCCACCGCCUCGGCGCGCGCCGCGUCACCUUCGCCGGGCUCGCCCCCAUCGGCUGCCUCCCGCUGGAGCGCGCCGAGAACAUGAUCCACGGCGGCGGCUGCAUCGAGGAGUACAACCGGGUGGCCAGGGAGUACAAUGCCAAGGUGGAGGCCAUGCUGGGGGCACUCCGCGCCGAGCUCCCGGACCUCAGGCUCGCCUACGUCCCCGUCUACGACACCAUGCUCGACCUCGUCACCAACCCGGCCAAGUUCGGGCUGGAGAACGUGGAGGAAGGGUGCUGCGCCACGGGGAGGUUCGAGAUGGGGUUCAUGUGCAACGACGAGGCGCCCAUGACCUGCGCCGAUGCCGACAAGUUCCUCUUCUGGGACGCAUUCCAUCCGACGCAGAAGGUGAACCGGAUCAUGGCCAACCACACGAUCGACAUCUGCUACCAGCAAGGCCUCCUCUGAAUGUGUGAUCCACGAUCGUACAACUAGAAACGCAUUGAUCCACUGACUAUUUUGUGGAGUGAGAAAUUGUUUCAUGCAUGGGGCGGAUUCAAUUCAGAAGGAACUUGUCGCGCCUGCAAAUGACAGCACUUCGACUUCUGCAGCGGACUGAAGGAGUGCAAGUUCAGUCUGAACUUAACCGAGCUUGCAACACCCUGCGUGGUGAUCUAGGCCUUGGGCCUUGUAAGCGAGUCGUGCUGGGCUAGGGUUGGGCCCAUGUAGCCAGCUUUAUGUA